Limanda limanda (common dab) is the source of this 2210-nucleotide messenger RNA. RefSeq names its product transmembrane protein 214 (gene tmem214). The record is from RefSeq and is a predicted model, not a curated record. The coding region runs from base 1 to 1920 and encodes 639 amino acids. The transcript has 17 exons. Gene Ontology annotation, cellular component: Golgi apparatus; endoplasmic reticulum. NCBI's taxonomy places the organism in Eukaryota, Metazoa, Chordata, Actinopteri, Pleuronectiformes, Pleuronectidae.
AUGUUAGCGCCAAGAGAUUUCAGACUUAGAAUCAAGACCAAUAAUUAUAUUUGCAAUCUAGAGGCGUGUCUUACCAACGCUGCCUUGUUCCAUCCGGCACCGCUGAUCAUGUCAGAGACAGUGUACGACUGCUUGGAGCAGAUGGUGAAGAAACAGAAGAAGGAGCAGGUUCCACCAGCAGCCAAGCCUCAGAACAAGAGGCCCUCAACGAGUAAACCACCCAAGAAAUCAAACUCCAGCAAUGCAGUCGCCCCUCCGACGCACAAGAACCUCGAGGAAGCCUUCAAAGCUCUGGAUGUCUGGGAGCUGAAGCAGCACCUGGCUCACAGUCAGACUCUGUUCCCAGACAAUCCAUCCAUCUGGGUAGAAGACCUGGCCGAGUACCUCAACCUCAAUCUGAGUGUGCCGGAGACAGAGCCCACCCACUGCAGCUGCGCUCACGACUACCCAUACUGCUUCACAGGGCAGGAGCUGAGGGAUGUGAUCGAAGGCCUCAUCAGAAGCUGCAGCGACGUUCUGCCACGUUUCUUCGACCACUGUGUUUACGCCAUGCUCACAAGGCUGGACAGGCAGUCAGGGGAACCACUUCAUGGCUACAGAAUUUGCAUCCAGGCAAUUUUAAAGAACCAACCCACAAUAGCCACCCGAAAUCUGCCAGAUUAUUUGGAGUUACUGCGGUCGGUUCAGAAUCGCCCAGUGAAGUGUUUGACUAUCAUGUGGGCUCUGGGACAAGCAGUAUUGUAUGACCUCAGCCACGGACUAAGAGUGUGGUUGGGCAUCAUGCUUCCUGUGCUUGGAGUGAAAUCCUUGUCUGCGUAUGCCAUUGCCUAUCUGGAUCUACUUCUCCUACUUCAUCCAAACCUGAGAAUGGGAUUUGGCAUCAUGGGACCUAAAGAGUUCUUUCCUUUGCUGGAUUUCGCCUUCAUGCCCAAGAAUGCCCUGUCAUCAAGUCUGCAGGGGCAGCUGAGGCGUCUGUAUCCUCGACUCAAAAUCCUUGCGUUCGGAGCCAAACCGAAGAGCACGCUACACGAGUACCUGCCGUCCUUUCUGUCCAGAGCCACGUCACACUGUCCUGACGCCAUGAAGAGAGAGCUGCUCAGAAGUAUGACCAAGUGUUUGUGUGUGGACAAACUAAGUCUUGAAGUAUGGAGGGAGCUCUAUUCCAAACACUUACACCAGUCCAGUCUGCUGUUGAAUCAUUUGUUGAAGUCCUGGAAAGAUCUGCCACCAAAACUGCAGAAGAACCUUGAAGUAACAAUCCAGUCGUUCCAAGUGAGCAAUGAGAUGUUGAGAGACACCUAUGAGACUCCAGAGCUACACGAGUGCAUUAAACUGUGUCAGAACCUGCAGGUGAAGAUGAGUGGUCGCGGGUUCCCCUGGUCCAAGCUGCUCAUGGUUCUUCUGUUUGUGAAUCUUGCCGUCAUCCUGGCACACAACGUCAUACCUCCCGGCUCCUUCACAGAUUCCAGCACGGCGAAGUAUCUGCACGAUUCAGGGGUCACGGCCGUAUUUCAGCAGGCCUGGGGCAAAAUAACAGUCUAUUCAAAACAGGGCUUCAGCUUUUUCUUUAGCUGGGUAGCGACAAACACCCCUUAUGAUUACUCUGAGCGUGUCCUGGGGCCACUUAUAACCCAGGCCAUGGAGAAGUCAAAAGCAGCAUCCAUUGAAUGGGUCUACACCAACACUCCAGACACUGUGUUCCAGGUGUUGUUGUAUGUGAUGGAGCUGCACCACCUCCUCCAUCUCAACUACAUCCUGCCAGCUCUGGCUUUUUUGUCCUUGAUUUAUAAGGGUUAUGUGACCUGUCGGCAGGGCCACGCCGUGACCUUCGCCUCUUCAACGUGGCAGCUGCUCCAACACUGGACUUCCUCCAUCAAGACGUGGGCGCAGGAGCUGCUGACUAACUUGUACACACAAUAAAAAGCACAAGAGGGCUGUCCCUCAGUACACAGGUUCCUCUCUGAAGCCAUCACCGGAUUAGACCAAACCAGCGCUCUCUCAGCAGGAGCCGUCUUCUGUCUCUUGUUUCGGCAAAAUGUUAUCAAAUCAGUUUGCUGAUGUAUAGAGGUUUGUUUUCUACCGAUCCUUUUUGUCACUGCUGGAUGCUGAGGUCGUUUCUUUCUCUCUUUCUUUCUUUCUCUCUUUCUCUCUUUGUCUCUUUUUCUCUUUCUCUCUUUCUCUCUUUCUCUCUUUCUCUCUUUCUCACUCUC